Molecule: messenger RNA, 2328 nt
Organism: Phaeodactylum tricornutum CCAP 1055/1
Lineage: Eukaryota; Bacillariophyta; Bacillariophyceae; Surirellales; Neidiaceae
Exons: 1
Coding region: 1-2328 (775 amino acids)
Biological process (GO): oligopeptide transport; transmembrane transport
Cellular component (GO): membrane
Molecular function (GO): transmembrane transporter activity
Source: RefSeq, a predicted model, not a curated record
AUGACGACUCCCAGUGAGAGUGCGACGAGUCCGCCUUUGAGUUCGGAACACGCACCGCUCUUGGGGACUGGCUCGGUAUCGGUGGCAACGUCGCCUUUGGGAGCACCAACGAAACUACCCAUGCCUCCUCCCCCUUCCACCACUGCUUCGACCAACGUGACCACGAACACGACACUGCCAGCAACGACAACAACAACACCAACAACAAUAGCUACCACAACAAACGACGCAACAACAAACACCGCUACUCCCUCGCCGCUGCUUGCCAUUGGCACUCCACCGACCCGGACGCGACAUUCCCCUUCGGCGUCUCCCGCACCGCAAACCAAGCGUGCGGCUGCCGUCGUCCCGAGUGUGCCCCCCUCGCGGGCUUCCUCACGCGCACCGUCACCCAUUGGCUCGGACGCUUCCGACGAAUUGCCCAACAACGUGUGUACCGAAGAACAACUCUUGUUGCUGCCCGAAGAAUGUUUGAGUGGCCACCAUGUGCGUCCGCUACGCCACGUCGAUGAAGAAGGCAACGAAAGUUUCUACCACCUGCGUCCCAUGUUCUAUUCCGUCAUUUUUAUCCUGCUUGUGGAACUGCUCGAGCGAUUUUCCUUUUACGGCAUUAAUUACACACAAACGUCCUACCUGACCGGCUCCUACAAUCGCGAUUGGAACGCCGACAUGGAAGCCGUCGACGCUUCCACCUACGUUUCCAUUUCGGUUGCCGUUGCCUACACCUCUCCCUUUCUCGGGGCCUAUCUAGCCGACGCCAUUCUCGGCGACUACGGAUCCCUCUUUGUCGGAUCUCUCUGCUUUUAUCUGCCCGGACUCACUCUCAUUGCCCUCACAACCAUACCGGGCGUUUUGGGAGAUACUUUUAACCGUCGCGCCCUUUCAAUUGGUCUCCUCGUCUUGUGGCCCGUGGGCACGGGAAUCGUCAAGAGCGUCGUCAACGUAUUCGGCGCGAAGCAGUUUCAUCCACUUCUCCAGGCCUCCAUGAUUGAAUCCUACUACGUCAAAUUCUACAUGUGCAUCAAUAUUGGAGCCUUGGUCGGGGGUGUACUGGUACCCUUGCUGGCACAACACAACGUAACCCUCGCCUAUUUCGUACCAGUCGGCAUGCUGUCCUUGGGAGUCGGUCUCUUUGCCGUGGGAUCCAAACGCUACGUCUGCGACCAACCUAAAGACCCCAGUGCCACACUGGCGGCCAAUAUCUGCCGUCGUCGACCCCCCAAGCGUCCCGCCUACACCCCUCCCAACACGGAUUCCAUCGGACUGGACAUGAUCUUUCGCAUCAGCUUACUCAUCAUACCCUUCAACAUUGCCUACUCCCAAAUGGCCACCACCUUUAUUGUCCAAGGCACUGUUAUGGAAAAAGCCUUUGGCUGGAUCGACGCCGCCUGUAUGAACAAUGCCGACGCCGUCAGUGUCCUGCUCUUUGGCUACCUGAUCGGUUCGCAGUUCUAUCCCGCUCUCGCGAAUCGCGGUAUCCGAAUACCCACCACGUACAAGUUUGCGAUUGGUUCCGGUCUCGGGGCACUGGCCAUUGCGUGGGCCCUAUUGGUAGAAGUCCUGAUUCACGACCGGUUCGAGUCCACCGGAAAGCGCGUCAGCGUCCUCUGGCAAACCGUAUCGUACGUGUUAAUUGGUGCGGGCGAGAUCUUUGCCGUCUCGGCCGCCUACGAAGUCGCCUUUACCGCCGCCCCGCCCGAAAAGAAAGUCCUGGCGUCCGCCGUCAAUCUCUUUUGCAUCGGGGGCUUGCCCAACGUCUUUUGCAUACUGUUGUACAACGCGUGUCGACCGUGGUUUCGCAACAACCGGGGGACAACCAGUAUCACGCGGUUGGAAGAUUACGCCAGUGCGCACGUGGAGUACUACUUUUGGUUGCUCCUGGCCAUUGCCGUCGUCGGUAUCGGCAUCAAUCUAUUGCCAGCGGUGCGCGAAUUUGUGGAAGCGAUUGAAGAAAAGGCGACCGAUAUGAUCAAGACGCCCAAGACUCCGUCGCGACCGCCGAUAAGGGAACGCACCCUAGACGAAGCUGAAAACGAAGAGAGUGCACUGCUCCGCACCCGACGCCAUCAGGCCUAUCUCAAAUACGGCAGCGCUCCCGUCCUCUACAAGCAAGGCUCGAUGCGCGCCGGGCCAUCGCUGAGUCAACGGGGAGGCAAGGCGCACAAACACGUCAAACGCACCCUGAUCAAGAAACUAUAUCGCAGUGAUCCGGUACUGCCAGGGGUUGGUACCGUCAUUACUUCCCAAGGGACACCGGUACCUGCGCGUUUCAUUCCGCCCCGUAAGAAUCCGUCGCUCGAUGGGCUGUUGCGAGCAACGUCCUCCUAG